Messenger RNA from Carlito syrichta (Philippine tarsier), 762 nucleotides. RefSeq names its product brain expressed X-linked 5 (gene BEX5). The transcript is spliced from 3 exons. The record is from RefSeq and is a predicted model, not a curated record. NCBI's taxonomy places the organism in Eukaryota, Metazoa, Chordata, Mammalia, Primates, Tarsiidae. Gene Ontology annotation, cellular component: cytoplasm. The coding region runs from base 228 to 569 and encodes 113 amino acids. Gene Ontology annotation, biological process: signal transduction. Gene Ontology annotation, molecular function: signaling receptor binding.
AUUAGUCUCUCCUCCUAAUUGCGGUCUGGUACUGGCUGGUGACGGUGCAGCGACUCGCUACUGCUCUGAAGGCUUGCAAGCCAGCUGCACAGGAAAGAAGGAAAGUGGUAGAAGCUGACCCAGAUCCGUGGCAGAUCUUUACGUGCAUUGGUGCAGCAGAUUUCCAGGCUAAGAAAGAAAAACUGCUUCUGAUUCCUUCAGGAAGAAGAAACACCAACUAACUCAAUAUGGAAAAUGUCCCCCAGGAAAACAAAGUUGGGGAGCAGGACCCAGUGCAGAAUGAAGAAGCAGCUCGCCCUUUAGGAGGUGGUGAAGGCCAGGAGCCUGGAGUAAAUAUUAGAGGGGGCUGGGCUCCACCUGCCCAGAAUUUUGAAGAGGAUAUGCCCGAUAGGCUUAUCAAUAACAUAGAUAUGAUAGAUGGAGAUGCAGAUGAUAUGGAACGGUUCAUGGAGGAGAUGAGAGAGCUAAGGAGGAAAAUUAGGGAGCUUCAGUUGAGGUACAGUCUGCGCAUUCUUAUAGGGGACCCUCCUCACCAUGAUCAUCCAGAUGAGUUUUGCCUUAUGCCUUGAAUCUUAAAGGUUAACAAGCAUAAACCCCCUGAUUUACAAACUUGCAUUUUAGUGUAAACUUUUUGGUGUUCUUUCUGGUGAUUUCAUUUUGACCUAGUCUGUAAGUUUUUCUGUCAGCAGGGGAGUUUCAUCAACUUGCACGGAAAGAUGCUUACUACAUAUUAUAAAGUUAAUAAAGCAAUUUAAAAAGCAA